AUGGGGAUCACACACCAGAUUGUGUCGGAUAACGGGCCACAGUUUACCUCCGAAGUUUUCAGGAAAUUGACGAAGGCAAACGGAAUCAAACAUGUGACUGGAGCACCGUAUCACCCUUCAACGAACGGGAUAGCGGAAUACUUGGUGCGGACUUUCAAACGAGCCGACCACACCGAGAUUACAACACAGCACAAACUAGACAAAUUUUUGUUCGCCUACCGUACCGCUCCACAUGCCACGACAGAACUGAGCCUAGCAGAACUCAUGUUCGGACGCAAUCUGCGAACUAAGUUGGAUUUGACGAGACCGGACGUGAAAACAACGGUAGAUGACAAGACACUAAAGAACGAGAGCAAACCACUAAGAUCAUUUCAAGCCAGACAGAGCAUAAUGGCCAGGAACUAUAGGCAAGGGCCGAAAUGGCUGCCAGGAACAGUCAUAGAACGAACAGGACCAGUCUCUUACACCAUACUCGUCAACGAGUCAGUUCACAGGCAACACACUGACCAGCUGCGGUCGGGAUAUAACACUGUGGUGGGAGAGCGGGCGAUCGGACACAAUCCGACGGAAUACCAGGAAACACCGGUCGCAACAGGAAUUAUAGCACCCACACGGGCAAUAUUCCAGACAAAACUAGUGGCGUCACCGGUACCACCACCCACCGACACGACAACGCUCGAGGAGACACUCUCGCAAGAAGACACCGCAGUAGAAUCACCAUUCACAGAAGACAACGCAGUCGAAUCACUGCUCAAAGCAAGAACCACCCGAUCUGGAAGAAAGAUACGGACACCAGAAUGGCCAAAAGACUACCAGGUCAUGAUGCUAGAAACUUUAGUUUAG
Molecule: messenger RNA, 843 nt
Organism: Corticium candelabrum
Lineage: Eukaryota; Metazoa; Porifera; Homoscleromorpha; Homosclerophorida; Plakinidae
Exons: 1
Coding region: 1-843 (280 amino acids)
Biological process (GO): DNA integration
Molecular function (GO): nucleic acid binding
Source: RefSeq, a predicted model, not a curated record